Messenger RNA from Rangifer tarandus platyrhynchus (Svalbard reindeer), 282 nucleotides. NCBI's taxonomy places the organism in Eukaryota, Metazoa, Chordata, Mammalia, Artiodactyla, Cervidae. The record is from the annotation of a GenBank genome assembly.
AUGAAGGCGCCCGCGGCUGUCCUCGCUGUUCUCCUCUGCGCCAUCGCCCUCUGCAGCCAGGUCUUCUCGGCACCAUUUGGCGCUGACACCCCAAUGGCCUGCUGCUUCUCCUACACCGCCCGGCAGCUUCCUCGCAAAUUCGUAGCCGACUAUUAUGAGACCAGCGGCCAGUGCUCCAAGCCUGGCGUCGUCUUCCAAACCAAAAGAGGCCGGGAGCUCUGUGCCGACCCCAACGAGGACUGGGUCCAGAAAUACAUCACCGACCUGGAGCUGAAUCUCUGA